UGGGUCUGGGUAUGAUGUAUAAAGUCCACUCUGGUGGGAUCGAAUUCAGACGAGUCUUCCUGCAGGAGAAGAGCCGUACGUGACCUGUAAAAAACGAAGCGUGCGUAAUUUACAAUGGCGAAAUGGGAAAUGCGAAUGGACGUUCUAAAAUGUUUGGCGGUGCUUGAGCUGGAUGACAUGGAUUCAGACGGAAGGGGGGAACUUGAUGAGAUGUAUCAAGAGAUCUAUGAUGAUAAAUAUGGCAUUUUUUCAGUAGAUUCCGAUUCUGACUGUGAGGCGUAUGGGAUCCCUGCCAGGGUGCCAGCGGCACCACAACGCAAGCAGCAAAACUCCCGCAGUUGCUACAGUCAACAUGGGCGCAAAAAAGCCCCUACGUUGCCCACUGUGGAGCCGUCACCAACUGAGAUGGAGAGCGAUAACAAGGGGGCGGACGGCACAGUUUGGGUGAAACAGCCUGUUGGUAACGCCAUGGGUCGAUUAUUAACACAGAACGACACCAGAGUGGAAUCAGGCCCUACACCAUAUGCAAAAGACAGAAUCGACGGUGCCUACGCCAGCUUUCAUUGUUUGUGUGACAUGGAGAUGUUGCAGCGCAUCAGGGACUGUACUGUGGCCGAGGCGCACCGGGCGCAAGGAAAAAACACAACAUGGGACUUGUCUGUGGAGGAAUUGGAAGCAUUCAUUGCGGUCCUGUAUGUCCGUGGGCUAUACGGCAAUAGACAAGCGUCUUUGGAUGGCUACUGGUCAUGUUUAAAAUCAGAUUUCUUUCGAGACACAAUGCCAGUGGACCGCUUCACAGAAAUCAUGCGGUACCUGCGUUUUGACACAAGAGAGAUCAGACGCCCCCGGACAAAUUCGAACAAAUUCGCCGUGGUCUCAGAAGUUUGGAACGCGUUUGUACGGAACUGCGUUGCAUGUUACAAGCCAGGGUUGAACAUCACUGUUGAGGAGCAACGGUUCCUUACAAGUGGGGAGGUCAUCAAGUUUUCGUUGACCGCUGACGUAGACAGCAAGUACGUGCUAAAUGUCAUUCCUCAUGUCGUUCCUUAUUCGUGGGAAGAUGAAUCUCAGAAGCCUGAAAAUGUGGCAUUGAAGCUUGUGGAACCUUACCUCGGUGCGGGGAGAAAUGUCACUACGGACAAGUUCUGCACAUCCCUGCCAUUAGCAAAUAAGUUGAUUGCCAACAAUACCAACUUGGUCGGGGCCGUGAGUCAUUGCGGACGAGAGCUGCCUCCCGUGAUGCGUAAUCAGACACAGACAAAGCUAUACUCCACUACCGUGCUAAAGCAUGACAAAGCAACCCUUACGGUUUACAGAAGUAACCCAAGAAAGAACGUCUGUAUUCUGAGCACUAUGCACCCGACUGUCGCCAUCGGGAGCGACCGAACGAGAGAACCGGAGACCGUGACGUUCUAUAAUAGCAACAGGGUUGACGUAAAUAGGAUGACAAGAGAGCGCACGGUGGAGGUUGUGACAGGGUUGGAGAAAGGAGGUUCACACCGCUGGCCCCUUGCGGUAUUCUUCAACCUUCUUGACCUGGCUGCAAUCAACGCAUAUGUUUUGUUCACGCAAUGCACCGCUAAGACAGUGUCAAGGAGAGAUUUCGUCAUGGAUCUGGCAUUCGAGCUUCGCGAGAAGCACAUGAGGGCCAGUGCCGCACCGCCUCCUCCCCUCCCACCCAUCCAGGACACAGUCUGUGAAACGAAGACCCGGAGCAAGGUGCGCAGAUCGACACGGAACAAGGCUCCUGAAAGCUGUGGGUAGUGCAACGGAUUUGCUUGUGGGUCUUGCGCACGCAAAUAUCCAGAACAACAGAAGACGAGAGAUGAAUUCAUGCGUUAGGCUAAAGGCGCAUAUCCCAAAGGCACAAGAUACUGUCUCCAGUGAAUUAACAACCGAGUCUGUGUUAUAGCAUGGAUAUAUUGCCACUAAUUCUCCUGUAUGCAUGUAAUGUUUCAACAUUGUGUUUUGCACCCUACCAAUUGUGUUACAAAUAAAAUGCAGAA
Salvelinus namaycush (lake trout) is the source of this 2006-nucleotide messenger RNA. RefSeq lists its product as uncharacterized. Lineage: Eukaryota; Metazoa; Chordata; Actinopteri; Salmoniformes; Salmonidae. The record is from RefSeq and is a predicted model, not a curated record. The coding region runs from base 115 to 1764 and encodes 549 amino acids. The transcript is spliced from 2 exons.